UGUUGCUUAUGCUAACCAAUUUGAAUAAACAGUUUUGCAAAAUACAUCUAGAUAUUAUUGUUUCGGUCGGCAAUACAUAAGCCAUUUGAUCAAUCGUAAAAAAACCAUUGAAGCAGCCAGUACAACUAUCAUUGCAAUUAUUUAAUAAUAAUGAAACUCUUCAGUUUAUUAAUAUCUUUUCUAUUCCUUGCGGGUGUUUUGGCAGAUGAUGAGUCGGAUUAUAUGGAUAAUGUUUUGAGUUCAACUGCAGUCUUUAAAAUGGUUUAUUUUAUGAAUGACGUAGAUGGUAGACAUGGAUUAAAUGGUUUGGAGGCUGUUAUUGAAAAAAUGGUUGAUGAUAUCAAUAAUCAAUAUACUUACGAGAAUUUCUGCAAAAUUAAUUUUUUGAUCGCUGUACCGGAAGCAAGAGAUAUUUUAUCCCAUGUAGCGGUUUCAGGUCAAACAGAUCUUCAUUUAAAUCAAACGCAAAAAGCCAAUUUAUUUCUCGAUCAUAUGAUACGAUUCAUAGGCGCAGCACUUUUAGAAAAAAAACUGGAUUAA
Molecule: messenger RNA, 540 nt
Organism: Adelges cooleyi (spruce gall adelgid)
Lineage: Eukaryota; Metazoa; Arthropoda; Insecta; Hemiptera; Adelgidae
Exons: 10
Coding region: 151-540 (129 amino acids)
Source: RefSeq, a predicted model, not a curated record